AUGUUGGAUUCUUUCGACUUUGCUGCUCAAGUAGCACGCCUGUGCAUGGACGAAAUACGUCGUCGAGGCAUGGAAGAGCGUAAAAUUCUGCGGAAAUCUGCUCCCAACAGCGUCCUUUUAUUAAAAGUAUUCAGACAACGACAUUGCACCGCCGAUGAUUUGAUGCCUGUGAGCAUCCACUCGGUUGCGACAUUGAUGCAGGAUACGCUGUGGUGUUGUCAGGAACGAAUGGUCCCUAAGAAAGUUUGGCGAAUCAUCAACUACGAAACUUGCCCAUUGCAAAACCUGUCAAGAUACAUGUCACGAAAAGGAGAACAGCUUCUUGUCGAAAUCUUGGAUUUCUUGGUUGAAGUCAUGCAACACAAGAACAAAAAUUUGAUGGAUGCUUACCAUCUCGGUGAAGCGAUGGGCAAGGUCACCUUGGGACCCGCCGAUUGCGACCCUAUCAUUGCCGAGAAGGCUGGCCAUUUUAUGACCAGGAUGAUCAUCGAACACUCGAAAAAACACAAACCUGUUCGGGUAGAUUCAGGCUUUGAACGAGUCCCUCGCGCAGUCGAAUAUCAACCCAUCUCUAAAGCCGAUGCUGCUCAUGCAAAAGCCAAGUCGUAUGAUCGCAUUAUCCGCAGAAUAAAGUACCUGAACAGCGAUUGGAUCUCCAACGCUGUCGGUCUUCGGGCGAUGCUCGACGAUGACUACGAACAAGAACCGACCAAAAUCGAGGAACCCUGGAUCUCCAUUUUCAGUACCCAGUUACAACCAUCGGAUGCAAUGGCUUCACCUUUAUUAUAUCGUAUCGUGGCCGAAGCGAGCAAACCAAUCAUCCCCAUUCCCGCCGAUCCUUUUGCUUCAUCUUACUUAUUCCGUGCAACUCACAUCGAAACUCAGAUUCAGGAUGCAUUUGCAGAAUUUUUGCCACUGUGCAUGCCGAGUUACGAAUACUACGAAGAGGACAGCAAACAGCAAGUGUCCCCUUCGUCCAUCUCCCAUCUCAAGAAGAUCAAUCACUCCUUCUCUCACAUGAAACUGAACCUACGUAAGCAUCGUUCACAUGGCAUGGAUAGUGAGUUUAGUAACGACGAAACCAUUCGAGAAGAUGCCUACGAAAUUGAUUCACAAGCCUGCGAUUACAAAGCAUCGAAGCACAAACAAAUGAAGAGCAUGAUGCGCAAAGUCAUAAAGAUGGGAACCAUUGUUCCCAGCAAGACCAAAGCAGGUCCUGUUAUUUAUUAA
Molecule: messenger RNA, 1230 nt
Organism: Radiomyces spectabilis
Lineage: Eukaryota; Fungi; Mucoromycota; Mucoromycetes; Mucorales; Radiomycetaceae
Exons: 4
Coding region: 1-1230 (409 amino acids)
Biological process (GO): signal transduction
Source: RefSeq, a predicted model, not a curated record